UCAUCUCCCAACUCCUCAGACGAUGAGUCUCUAUGCGAAGAGGAACUGGCCAAGCUAAAGGAGCAGGUGGAGGAGAAGAAGAAACUCAUUUCAAUCAUGAGAAACAAACCCUGGCGGAUGGCAAAGAAAUUAGCUGUGCUGAGGGAGGCUCAAGCUUUUGUGGAAAAGUUUGAAGGUGCCUUGGGAAAAGGAAAAGGAAAAAAGUUGUAUGCCUACAAAAUGAUGAUGGCAAAGAAAUGGGUCAAGUUCAAGAGAGAUUUUGACAAUUUUAAGACACAAUGUAUACCAUGGGAAAUGAAGAUAAAAGAAGUGGAAAGUCAUUUUGGUUCUUCAGUGGCCUCCUAUUUCAUAUUUCUACGCUGGAUGUAUGGAGUGAACUUGGUCCUGUUCGGCUUGAUAUUUGGAUUAGUUAUAAUUCCAGAGAUAUUAAUGGGAGCACCAUAUGGAAGCAUACCAAGAAAAAUUGUACCCAGGGCUGAGCAAAAAACUGCCAUGGAUUUCUCUGUUCUUUGGGAUUUUGAGGGCUACAUUAAGUAUUCUGCUGUUUUCUAUGGCUACUACAACAACCAAAGGACAAUUGGCUGGCUAAAGUACAGGCUACCAAUGGCAUAUUUCAUGGUUGGCGUUGUCGGUGUAUAUGGAUACAGUAUAAUAGUUGUCAUAAGAUCAAUGGCCCGGAAUGCCCAUGAAGACACGGGCGAUGGAGAUGAUGCGAACUUCAUUUUUAGCUGGAAAAUGUUCACUAGUUGGGACUACCUCAUAGGCAACCCAGAGACAGCCGACAACAAGUUUGCAUCCAUUACAACUAGUUUCAAGGAGUCAAUUGUGGAUGAGCAAGAAAGCAACAAAGAUGAGAAUAUCCAUCUGAGAAGAUUCCUAAGGGUUCUGGCCAACGUACUUAUUAUAUGUUGCUUGUGUGGAAGUGGCUAUCUUAUUUACUUUGUCGUUAAGCGGUCCCAGGCCUUUUCCAAAAUGGAAAACAUUGGCUGGUAUGAAAGAAAUGAGGUUGAAAUUGUUAUGUCCUUGCUAGGAAUGUUUUGCCCUCCGCUAUUUGAAACCAUUGCAAACUUAGAGGAGUAUCAUCCUCGGAUUGGACUGAAAUGGCAACUUGGACGCAUUUUUGCACUCUUCCUUGGGAACCUUUAUACUUUCUUGCUGGCCUUAAUGGAUGAUGUCAAAGAAAAGCUGGUUGAAGAAGUUAGCAUCAGGAACAUAACACAUUGGACCCUCCUAAAUUAUCAUAAUUCGUCUGUGGCAAAUGGAAGUGCUGUUUCUCUACCUUCUAUGGAUCCAGCUGAUGUCCCUCGAGGACCUUGCUGGGAAACCACUGUGGGAAUAGAAUUUGUGAGGCUCACUGUGUCUGAUAUACUUGUGACAUUUGUAACAAUACUUGUGGGAGAUUUCCUCCGUGCUUGCUUUGUCAGAUUUGUGAACUAUUGCUGGUGCUGGGACCUGGAGGCUGGAUUCCCUUCAUAUGCUGAGUUCGAUAUUAGUGGCAAUGUGCUCGGUUUGAUCUUCAACCAAGGAAUGAUCUGGAUGGGAUCCUUUUAUGCACCAGGACUAGUCGGCAUAAAUGUGCUACGUUUAUUAACCUCCAUGUAUUACCAGAGCUGGGCUGUUAUGAGUAGCAAUGUUCCCCAUGAGCGAGUGUUCAAGGCCUCCAAAUCCAAUAAUUUUUAUAUGGGACUCUUGCUGUUGAUCCUGUUCCUAAGCCUGUUGCCGGUUGCCUACACCAUAAUGUCCCUGCCUCCCUCCUUCGACUGUGGACCAUUCAGUGGGAAAAAGAAAAUGUACGAUGUAAUCCAAGAGACCAUCCAACACGAUUUCCCACCCUUUGUGGCCAAGAUCUUCGGUUAUGUGGCAAAUCCAGGACUAAUUAUACCCGCCAUUCUACUUAUGAUCCUUGCUAUAUAUUACCUGAAUGCUGUGGCUGAAGCUUAUCAACAUGCCAAUGCAGAGCUGAAGAAGAAAAUGCAAAUGCAACGUGAAGAUGAGAAAAACAAGAAGAAUAACAAAGCUUCCACCAAUCCCGCAAUGCAAGAUUUGGAAGACUUGCUUGUUCCACGUGCAAAGGCCAUGGAUGGACCCAAACCAACAGAAGAUAACAAGCCGGAGCCUGCCAACAUUAAAAACACUCCUGCAAUGAAGGAAGAGGCAAGCACCACCAAAAACAGUAAUCCUGAAAACCCUGCAAGUGGAGCCACACUCCAGCCUCCUGUUGUAGUGACUCGGCCACCAACCCCAAGAGGUGGGCUGCCUAACCAACCGAGACCAAAUGCAAGGAUGCCACAACCAAGGGGACCACCCCCUGGAAUGGGAAGGGGCAAGACUCAUUAACUACCAUUAAAAUACAGUUCAUCUACGUGUACUGGAAAUGUAUGCUGCACAUGAAUUCCUGCAAGUAGAAAUUUUACACAUCCACAUUUGAGGUCUAAAGUACGUCACUGUCAAAGUCCAUCAUAUAAAAACAGCCUUCUGUGGUCAA
Lacerta agilis (Sand lizard) is the source of this 2485-nucleotide messenger RNA. RefSeq names its product transmembrane channel like 2 (gene TMC2). The record is from RefSeq and is a predicted model, not a curated record. Gene Ontology annotation, cellular component: plasma membrane. The coding region runs from base 97 to 2337 and encodes 746 amino acids. The transcript is spliced from 17 exons. Gene Ontology annotation, molecular function: mechanosensitive monoatomic ion channel activity. Lineage: Eukaryota; Metazoa; Chordata; Lepidosauria; Squamata; Lacertidae. Gene Ontology annotation, biological process: vestibular reflex; detection of mechanical stimulus involved in sensory perception of sound.